Molecule: messenger RNA, 657 nt
Organism: Pestalotiopsis fici W106-1
Lineage: Eukaryota; Fungi; Ascomycota; Sordariomycetes; Amphisphaeriales; Sporocadaceae
Product: Peroxiredoxin-1
Exons: 2
Coding region: 1-657 (218 amino acids)
Biological process (GO): cell redox homeostasis; cellular response to stress; hydrogen peroxide catabolic process
Cellular component (GO): cytosol
Molecular function (GO): thioredoxin peroxidase activity
Source: RefSeq, a predicted model, not a curated record
AUGUCCAAGGCUUUCAUUCAGCGCCCGGCCCCAGGCUUCACUGCCAUGACCGUCUUCGCCAACGGCGAGUUCAAGGAGAUCUCUCUGUCCGACUACCUCGGCCAAUGGGUCGUCCUGCUGUUCUACCCCAUGGACUUCACCUUUGUCUGCCCCACUGAGAUCAUCCAGUACAACGACGCUCUGUCUCGUUUCCGCAGCAUCAACACCACCGUCCUCGCUCUCUCGACUGACUCACACUUCUCCCACCUGGCCUGGCAAUCGCAGCCGCGCAAGCAGGGCGGUCUCGGCUCCGACCUGGAGCUGCCUCUGGUCGCCGACCGCAGCCAAAAGAUCUCGCGCGACUACGGCGUGCUGCUCGAGGACGAGGGCGUCGCCCUCCGCGGUCUCUUCAUCAUUGACCCCAAGGGAACCCUCCGCCAAAUCACCGUCAACGACCUGCCCGUCGGCCGCAACGUCGAGGAGACGAUCCGCCUCGUCCAGGCCUUCCAGUUCACCGACGAGCACGGCGAGGUCUGCCCCGCUGGCUGGAUGCAGGGCGCCAAGAGCAUGAAGGCCGACCCCAAGGGCAGCCUCGAGUACUUCUCUUCGGUCCCUGACGAGGCCGCCAACGGACACGCCAACGGCACCAACGGUACCAAGAGGGCUCGCGUUGACUAA